GUGUUGAGUGUGUUUUACAAAUUGAUAGACUAGAUUUUAUGGUUCACAGCCAUCUGGGUGACGAUGAUUAUAAUUAAUCAGUGUUGAUAUGUCGUGAGAGUUAUUUUUAAUAAUAAUUUUGAUAGAAUAAUUAAGUGCGUUGACGCAAAAUGAUUUGAUGAGUUUAUUGUGAUAUAUUUAACAAAUGGAUCCAGCAGUGGGAACUAAUAAUAACCGUCGUCCAUCGCAGAUGACGCGGUACACCAAUGCUGACUUUGCUGAUGACGAUAGUGUUAACAGUGUUCAACUAAAUGAAGGAAUAAGCAGCAGUACCACCCACAUUCGAUACCACGCUGGAAGUACAAUAUGGAAACUAAGAUCUCCUCUAGAGAAAGUGCUAUUAAUAUUAGUUGGAAUUUUACUUUUUGUUAUAUUUAUUUUAGCCAUAAUUUUACAUGUUACUGAACAUCGAUUAGAAGAAAAUAAGAUGAUUAUAUUUCCUAACGAUUCUUCCGGUCCUUGCCUAAAUAAAUCUUGUAUUCAAAUAGCUAACAACAUUUUAGAAGCUUUAGAUAACUCUGUAGAUCCUUGCGACGAUUUUUACUCGUACGCAUGCAAGGGUUGGAUCAAAGCUAAUCCAAUACCAGAUGCCAAAAGUACAUGGGGUACUUUCAUGAAGUUAGAACAACAAAAUCAACUAGUUGUUAAGAGAGUUUUAGAACAACCAAUAGACACACUCAAAUCUAAAGCGGAACAGAAGGCAAAAAUGUACUAUGAAUCAUGUCUUGAUGUUAACGAAACAGUUGAAGCUUUAGGAGCUCAACCUAUGCUGGAUUUGAUAAGAAAACUUGGAGGCUGGAAUAUUACCAAUAGUGGAUUUGAUGUUACUAAAUGGAAAUUACAAAAUAUUACCCAGCUUAUACAGAAUAAAUAUAAUAUAGGUGGACUUUUCUCUUAUGCUGUAGGAGAAGAUGAUAAAAACUCCACAAGACAUGUUUUGCAAAUUGAUCAGAGUGGAUUAACUCUACCAACCAGAGAAAAUUAUUUAAAUAAAACUAAAGAACAUAAGAAAGUUUUGGAUGCUUAUUUGGAGUAUAUGACUAAGGUAGGCGUUCUACUUGGAGGAGAACCGAACACAACAAGAAAACAAAUGCAAGAUAUAGUCGAUUUCGAAACCAAAUUAGCUAAUAUAACUAUACCAAGCGACAUGCGUAGGGACGAAGAAAAGUUAUACAAUCUAAUGAAACUCGGAGAUUUACAAAUUCGAGCACCAUUUAUAGACUGGAGAAAGUUUUUUGAAGAUGCAAUGAGAAUUGUUAACAGGAAAGUAACUAACAAAGAAGAAGUUGUGGUAUACGCACCUGAAUAUCUAGGAAAUUUGACUACUCUUAUUAAAGAAUACAACAAAACAACUGAAGGAAAAAUCAUAUUAAAUAAUUACAUGGUUUGGCAAACAGUAAGAGUAUUUACUGUGUGUCUUUCGAAAGCAUUCAGAGAUGCUUACAAGGGAUUAAGAACUGCCCUUAUGGGUUCUGAAGGAGGAGAAGAACCACAGUGGAGGUAUUGCAUUCAAGAUACCAACUCAGUUCUAGGUUUUGCUAUUGGUGCUAUUUUCGUAAGAGAAGUCUUCGACCAAAACUCCAAAACUCAAGCAGAAGAAAUCAUCAAUAACGUCAGAAAUGCUUUUAAAAAUAAUUUUAAGAAUUUGAAAUGGAUGGAUGAGGAUACCAGAAAAGUAGCUUUAGAUAAAGCUGAUGCGAUCUCGGAUAUGAUAGGCUAUCCGGAUUUCGUUAAGGAUAUGAAUCAAUUAGAUGAAAGAUUUCAAAAUUUAACUAUCAGAAUUGAUGCUUAUUUUGAUAACAAUAUACAAAUUAGUUUUUUUAAUUUAAGAAAGAAUUUAGAGAAGAUAAAUGAAGCUGUCAACAAAACUACAUGGAGUAUGCCUCCUUCCACAGUCAAUGCUUAUUAUACCCCCACAAAAAACCAAAUGGUUUUUCCAGCAGGAAUUCUCCAAAGUCCAUUUUAUGAUGCUUCCUUCCCAUCGAGUUUGAAUUAUGGUGGAAUGGGGGUGGUGAUGGGACAUGAACUGACGCACGGUUUUGAUGAUCAGGGAAGGCAGUUUGAUAAAUAUGGAAAUCUUAAACAUUGGUGGAAGAAUGAAACUAUUGAUAAGUUUAAACAGAGGACGAAAUGCGUCGUAGAUCAAUAUAAUAACUAUAAAAUAAAUGGUAAAAAUAUAGAUGGUAAUCAGACUCUGGGCGAAAAUAUUGCCGACAAUGGAGGCUUAAAAGCCGCUUACCACGCUUAUCUACAAUUAAUGGGAGACAAGCCUGAACCAGAAAGUCUUCCUGGAAUUCCUUUAAAUCACAAACAACUGUUCUUCGUUGCAUUUGCCCAGGUUUGGUGUUCUGCAGUAACCAAAGAAGCUACGACAUUGCAAAUAGAGAAAGAUUCUCAUUCUCCGGCUCAAUAUCGGGUGAUAGGCGCUUUGAGCAAUCUCAAAGAAUUCAGCGAAGAGUUUCGUUGCAAACCCGGUUCACGAAUGAAUCCAAAAAAUAAAUGCGAAGUCUGGUAAAAUAGAGGAAAAUUAAAAGAAUAUAUAAUAUUCUUUUUUGUAUUUAUAUAAAAAGGUGGGACUUUGAGGUCUAGAAAACCGGAAUGUUGGAGAGUAUAGAGGCUUACUUUUAACAAAGUGGUCCAAAAUUAUAUACCGCGAAUGCUAGAGAUUACGUCCGAAAUGAAUUUCAUUACAUCCCCCCCUUUUUCAAAACUCAAUAUUAAAAGGAUAUUGGUGCGUAAAGAAAUGAAUUUAUUGAAUUUAUAGAUGGUAUACAAUUAUACUAAUCUUUAACAUUACGAAACAAGAUUACACAAAAUAUUAUACGUCUUUAUUUUAUUAAUAACUUUCCCCAAAUUGCAUAUUCUAAUUUUGGCCACUAAUCGUCACAAUUUUUCAUAUUUCUCGUACAGUGCAGGAUACGCAUCAUAGGCAGACAUGAAAUUAUGCUUUUAUCAAGUAAAAAUUAUGUAUGUAUCCAAUAAUGGUAGUAAUAUACUAUUAGGUGUAGAAAAUAUGGUAUAUAAUUUUGGACAAUCAAAUUUAUUUCCAUAUCUAUCUGAUCCAUUUUAAAAAUAAAUUAAUAAUAUCAAAAAUGUUUUAUAUAUACAUAUUUAAAAAAAAACUAAAAUUAUCUUUAUGAAAUUGAGUCCUGUUGCUCAAUAUAUUGUAUAGUAAAAAAUGAUUAGUCAAAAAUCUGUUGAAAAGGUUUUUGUCGUUCAAAAUACAAGAUACCAGUUUGGUAAGUAUUAUAAUAUUAAUUUUUUUUUGUUUGUUAUUACCCCUUCCAUUCGAUGUUUUUUUUUUCAGUUCGGUCUAACGAUGUAGUUGAAAACUACAUUUUCUCCAUAAAUAAUUAUUUUAUUUUAAUGAUUUAAUUUUAGAAAACAUGUAAAUGUGUGUAAGCUGUGUAUAUUUUUUACUGUGAUACAAUAAAUGUAAAUAUUUAGAAUAUGAAAUUGGUCUUUCUUUGGUCGUAGAAAAAAUAUGUAAAUAAAUUCUUGACUACCGGAAUUUUUCUGUUUCGUAUGAAAAUACUUAGGAAUUUUACGGUAUUUACGAAUAAGUAUCACUAAAUACAAGCAUAAUAAUCUUAGCAUAUUCAGAUGACAAUGACAGAACCUCCCACAGCGCCAAACGUACUGAAUAGCAACUUACUCGAAGUGGAUAUAUAUGCGAUUUAGUCCGACGGAAGACUAAUCGGUAAAUCCAAUCGGCAACCCCUUGAUUUUCUGGUCGGACGGAAAACUAAACGGUGACGUCAGAGAUCGACAUGAAUUCACAUGAUUUUGAUUUACACAUGCGCAAUCAGUCAAGAAAUGAAUUGCAGGAUCGAAUUUACAUAUUUUUGAACGUGUAUUUACUCGUGGC
Molecule: messenger RNA, 3907 nt
Organism: Psylliodes chrysocephalus
Lineage: Eukaryota; Metazoa; Arthropoda; Insecta; Coleoptera; Chrysomelidae
Source: the annotation of a GenBank genome assembly